UCAAAAUUGUUAUAGGAGGCGCGCCAUCGGUGUUACUUUCCCCUUCCUCGUUGAUGGCGGCGGCCCCCUUCCCUCACUCGCGAUCUUCGUCGUAACAGAGCCGCGCUGCCACAGCUCCAACCGAAAUCGCCGACGCAGCAGCGGCGUUGGUUCGGACAUCGCCCUCUGACUUCUCCCACCCCUCACCUAUCGUCGCUAGACCCUGAUAUUUUGGCAGCGGUCGCCAGCUGCAUCAUUCGUCCAAUUUCUUGUCGCUGCCGCACCUCUUCUCGCCGCUCGUCAGGACCAAUGGGAACAGGGCGUGAGGAGGUUGGAGGCGCAACAGGUGCCCUCCAAGGGGAGGCUAUCACGUCAGUCAUCACGAUAGUUUGGAGAAUGUUGCCCAGUCCUAGUCUCGAAGCCAAAGAUGCAGAAGAGCUGCGAGGUGUUGACGAGGUACGCCUUAGUUGCGUUGGUCUUGAGAGCUAUGAAGAGAGGUGCCACAGAGGUGAGAAAUUGGACGAAGUGUCACGAACGGUCGUCACGUACCCGAGCAUCAUUUUGCACUGUUACAACGAGAAUGAAAUGUUUCAGGUCGAUAUCGAGAAAAUGCGUAGCGAAUUGAGGGCACAGUUGGAGGCAACAAAAUACGAUAUUAUAAACAUCAUGUACCAAACGGUUGUAACGCAUAGCUGAAGUUUGUCAACUUUCUUAUAGAUGGUGACUCAAAUGAGGUUUAUGCUGAAGGGCCAGCUCGGCCAACUGGGGGUGAUGCUGCUAUUGCAAUGUUGAUUGGAUCAAAUUCUCCAAUUUCUUUAGAGAGUCUAUACGGGGGAACUCACAUGGCUCAUGUUUGUGACUUUUGCAAGCCAAACCUUGCAAGCGAAUACCCGGUGGUGUUGAUGGGAAAGUAUCACAAACAUGCUAUCUCAUGGGACUUUUGAUUUAUGCUACAAACGUUGCUGCAGCAAAUGAGUUCGAAUAUAUUAUAUUGUCUAUAUUCGGAGGAGGGUCUUCUUUUAGUCGGGAGCUUGAAAAGGCAUGCAUGUGUCCUUUUGCAUUUCUUUUAGUCCUCGCGGCCAUCGUCGUUAUUUCCUCUCAUGUAUGCUCAUUCCUACUCUCGUUAAACUGUUCGGACUUCUCACCAUCUUGGUAUGAUGCAAAAGUCCAACCAUCAUCUACUUCGUUGUUAAUAUGUACACAGCUUGUCUUUAUGCCACAUUUGCGUCUGUGAUUCAUAACAAACAUAGCACUCUAGGUGAUUUUGCUGUUUC
Messenger RNA from Musa acuminata AAA Group (dessert banana), 1253 nucleotides. RefSeq lists its product as uncharacterized. The coding region runs from base 289 to 675 and encodes 128 amino acids. The transcript is spliced from 8 exons. Lineage: Eukaryota; Viridiplantae; Streptophyta; Magnoliopsida; Zingiberales; Musaceae. The record is from RefSeq and is a predicted model, not a curated record.